This is a messenger RNA of Centruroides sculpturatus (bark scorpion), 1521 nucleotides long. RefSeq names its product sulfotransferase 1C2-like. The record is from RefSeq and is a predicted model, not a curated record. The transcript is spliced from 2 exons. Gene Ontology annotation, cellular component: cytoplasm. Gene Ontology annotation, biological process: sulfation. Gene Ontology annotation, molecular function: sulfotransferase activity. NCBI's taxonomy places the organism in Eukaryota, Metazoa, Arthropoda, Arachnida, Scorpiones, Buthidae. The coding region runs from base 452 to 1393 and encodes 313 amino acids.
AUAUGCUCCAGCACCUAUGAAUAUGAAGGUACCAACCCUUCAUAUUGAUAGGUGCUGGAGCUGGUUCAUAUAUUCCCUGCACUUCUUGAAGAAGUUUUAUCUUUCAACGACAGGACACGCUUAUGUAAUUUUUUCUAAUUAUUUCUUAUCAAAAUAGUCCACUUGUUGAAUAUUUUAUCAGUUUGAACAAAGUCUAUUUUGAUGUUUUGAAACGCUCUACUGUUAUAUAUAUAUAUAGAGAAAAAAAAAUAAUUAUUGAUUUGUAUUCUGAACUAUUUCCACGUUAUAAAAGUAGGCGGGUGCACGAUGAUAUCCUAAUCGGAAGACAUUUUAAACUGAUAAACCAUUUACUUAUUAUAUAAAGUGUAUAAGCACCAGCAAUUAAAGGUGUGAAUACUUCGAAAAUCAGCGUCAAAAUUAAUAUUAAUAGGAAUUUUUAAAAAUUUUUGACAUGGAAGAUGAAAUAAAACGGCCUAAUUACAUAGACUGCGAUGGAUUUCUUAUCGUCGGAGCUUUUUCAAGAGAAGCAUUUCGUUCUGCCGUCAAUUAUAAACCCAAACCGGGCCAACUGUUUAUAGUCGCGCAUCCGAAAUGUGGUACUACAUGGUUACAACAAAUAGUAGCUCAGAUAUUUAAUAAAGAUAAACCUGUAAAUAACAUUUUUCAAAUGAAAAAUUCGCCUUUCUUGGAGUUUGCUGGAGCAGAUGCUGUAGAUUACAUGGAUGAACCUGGAGCGAUCAAAAUUCAUUUACCUUUUAAUUUAACACCGUAUUCUCCGGAUGCCAAAUAUAUAUAUGUGGCAAGAAACCCAAAAGACUGUUGCGUAUCUUUCUAUCAUCAUACAAAAAAUUUAGAAAUUUACAAUUUCGCCGAUGGCACAUUCGAUGAAUACUUCGAGUUAUUCAUUAAUGGUAAAAAAGAUUACGGAGAUUAUUUCGAUCAUCUUUUAUCUUGGUACGAACACAAAGACGAUCCUAAUGUUUUAUUUAUAACUUACGAAGAUUUGAAAUUGGAUACGCGAAAUUAUAUUCUAAAAAUUGCCAAAUUUAUGGGCGACGAAUAUCAUGAUAUUCUGAUCAAUAAUCCAGAUAUUUUAGAGAAUGUUCUUCGUUAUAGUAGCUUGAAACAUAUGAAAGAUAACGCGAGAUCUUAUAUUGCAUAUACGGCAUCUCUUCCUGAAGGAACACCUAUACCAUCAGGUGCUAAAGCUUUUCGUGCAUAUUUGAAAAAACAUCCUGAACUCUCACCGACUUUUAAAGGUAAUUUAGUUCGUAAAGGUAUUAUUGGUGACUGGAAAAAUCAUUUUAGCCCUGAACAAGAGAGGAGAAUGGAAGAUAGAAUCAAAGAGAAGACUGCAGGAACGGAUGUCAUGAGCUUGUGGAAAGACAAAUGAAAGUGAAGGAACGUAUAGAUUUAAUGAUUAAGUUCUUAUAAUUUGAAAUUUUAAAAUAAAUAUUUAAAGUAGAGUUGUAAAAUUGUAAUUUUUACGAAUUUCAUUAUAUUCUUUUACUUUAUCAAAAG